This is a messenger RNA of Lycium barbarum (goji berry), 2349 nucleotides long. RefSeq names its product probable leucine-rich repeat receptor-like protein kinase At1g35710. The transcript has 18 exons. The record is from RefSeq and is a predicted model, not a curated record. The coding region runs from base 247 to 2070 and encodes 607 amino acids. Gene Ontology annotation, molecular function: protein binding. NCBI's taxonomy places the organism in Eukaryota, Viridiplantae, Streptophyta, Magnoliopsida, Solanales, Solanaceae.
UGGAAAUUUCAAACCAAAUGCUGAACAUAGACCAGCAGCAGCUGCUCAUUUUACCAGAGAAGCUGAUGCAACCAAUGGAGGAAAUAUUUCAGUAAAUCAUUUUUCUGAGGAACAGUACAACGAAUUACAUCACAUUACACCAAGUAAGGAGCUCUUGAAUGCUAUUAGAAGUUAGAAGAUCAUCAUAGUAAUGCAGUAUAGGUGCCUACAUGGAAUAAAAGUCAUAUAGAUAGUAUAGGAAGUACUAUGAUCCUUGAGAAUUAUAAGUUGCAAAAGGUGCUACAUGUAUCAACUUUCAAGUUCAACUUACUGUCAGUGUCCAAGCUGACUAAGCAACUCUCCUGCUCAGUCUCCUUUUACCCAGAUUUCUAUUUAUUUCAAGAACUCUUCACUGGCAGAGUGAUAGGGAUUGGUAGGGAGAGGGAUGGUUUGUACAUAUUAAGGGAACAAAAGAUAAAACCUGCAAUAAAUACAACAGUCUCAAAGUGUAGCAGUGAGGCUGUGGCAUUUGAGACUGGGGCAUGCAUCAAUGAAGACAUUAGAGCACAUCAAGACAUUACAAAACAUCACAAGCAAGAGUAUACAAUACAGUUAAAUUUAUCAGAGGGGGAUUUAAGCGGGAGAAUACCACCACAAGUUGGAAAUCUCACUCAUUUAACCCGAUUGGAUUUAAGCAGAAACAAUCUUCAUGGACCAAUCCCUACAUCACUUCUCAACCUCCAAUCGCUUUGUUAUUUAGAUCUUUCUGAGAACUCCUUGAGUGGGAACUUGCCAGCAUUUCAGAUGAAGUCUUUACAAUACAUGGAUUUAAGGGGAAACAAGCUUGAUGGACCAGUCCCUAAAUCAUUUCUCAACCUACAAUCACUUUAUUACUUAGAUCUUUCUGACAACUCCUUGAGUGAGUACUUGCCAGCAUUUCGGAUGAAGUCUUUACGAUACAUAGAUCUAGGCAGUAAUUGUUUUACGGGCCAAAUCCCUCGUGAAUACGGUGCUCUCCAAUCCUUAGAGACUUUAUACAUAUACAACAACUUACUAAAUGGAGGCAUUCCGCAAGAACUAGGGAAACUCUCCAAUCUUGUGGUUUUUGCAAUGAAUGAUAAUCGACUCUCGGGUCACAUCCCAUACCAGCUUGGGUGGCUUACACAGCUGCAGUAUCUGGACCUAAGCACCAAUUACUUUGUUGGUGAAUUGCCUUUAAGCUUCAAGCAGUUGACAAACUUAAUUCAGUUUGUUGCUCAUGGGAAUAGCUUAUCUGGGAAAAUCCCAAAAUUAAUAGCCAAUUGGAAGGAACUCGGCAUGUUGAUUCUGUUAGGAAAUAAUUUUAAAGGCCCCUGGCCAAAGGAAAUCUCAUCAAUGGACAGUCUCCUUAACCUACAAUUGAGCAAUGUAGUCACGAAAGGAAGAGCAUAUGAUUUUCCCGAUCUAUCGCCUAUGACUUCGUUGGAAGUAUUGACAUUGAGGAAUUGUUCACUUCGUGGUCGCAUACCGAGUUAUAUCUGGGAGCUUCAACAUUUAUCGUCUCUGGACUUGAGCUUCAACGAAUUAUUUGGAGAAGUGCCAAAAUCCAUUCGCACAUCUUUAACAUAUAUGCCGUCGACUUCACAGAGACCUGGAUAUACGCCAGAGAUGUUCACACAUUAUGAUCCUUGGAUAUCAUUUCCACAGGCGCCAGUUAGUGAUCUACAUACGGGAGACAGACAUGAGGACUUAGACUUGGAUAUUAUUUUCGAUGACUACUUUCUUCGUCCUACAGCCAGGCCUACAGCACCAUCUGCAUCUCCGGCUCCGCGGGCCGCUCAGGAGCCCUCUCACAUGUCAUCUCAGGAGCCCGUCGACACACAGGUUCAUUCUUCUGCGCCUGUGGACCCGUUUCCUCUUGUUCAGAUUGGCCCGUCUCCACCUCCAGCUAUCGCUCCGGGUAGCGCUCAGGAGACCGUUGAGGAGCCAGCUAAGGACCCCUCUGACCAACCAUCUCAGGAGGCCGUCGACACACAGGUUCAUUCUUCUGAUCCUGUGGUACAGUCUCCUUCGAUUGAGUCAUCUCCUGAGGCAUCUAAUGAGGCUACUUAGGUUUCGACUGCCGCCGUCUCCCACAAGAAGCAUAUUUUCACCCAGGACCUGAAGAAGGGAAGAAAUGAUGAUCAUGGCAUAAAUCAUCCUGUCAUUAAGAGGAGGAGAGAGGAUCCUGACGAUAGUGAGGGUGGUGGGGUUAGGAGGAUCCUUAGGCCUUAGGGGAUUAUGUAUUUAUAAAUAAAAUGUACAUUUUAUGUUAAUAUUAUAUAUAUUUUUGGGUAUUAUUUUUUUAAUGAUAAUUAGUUAUUUUAGUAUUUAUUGUGGAUUAAUAGUAAC